ACUCAAACCAAUAUUUAUAUAUAUAUUUUGAGUUCUCAAAUAACAAGGUAAUGGCAUCCAACAAAAUCACAUUAUCUCUACUUCUCUUUCUCGCCAUUUUCACAUAUGCAAAGGCAAAGCGAGGCCCUCUCAAGGAGACCACAAUGACGGUCUACUUCCAAGAUUACUCCGGCGAUCGGAACACGACCGUGAUCGAGGUCCCGGGCCCGUCGACCGGGCCCCUGAACUUCUCCAGAUUCGGAGCCAUGUUCGUUACGGACGACCCGAUCACCGGAGAAUUCGGGGAAGGCUCGGCCCCGAUCGCAAGGGGCCGAGGCAUGUACGUGACGUCGGCCCUCGACGGGUCCCACACUCACGUGACGCUGUCGGUUGUGUUCAUCGACGGCGAACACAAAGGCAGCACGUUGGAGAUUCAGGGUUCGAGCGCGCAGCUCGAGCCGGUGAGGGAGGUGGCGGUCGUGGGCGGCACGAGGAAGUUCCGGCUAGCCCGCGGUUACGCGACUUUCGAGACGCUUUACUAUGAUCCGGCGCGGAAGUUUGCGAUCAUCCAAUCUAAUAUCACUGUGUUUCAUUACUAUAAGUAUUGCUAGUGAUGGAUGUGAUUAAUUGUUUUCACAUUUCAAUUAUACAUGGAUUAAUAACAUAUAAAUCACUUAACUUUCAAAGAA
Salvia miltiorrhiza (redroot sage) is the source of this 668-nucleotide messenger RNA. Its product is annotated as dirigent protein 22-like. Lineage: Eukaryota; Viridiplantae; Streptophyta; Magnoliopsida; Lamiales; Lamiaceae. The transcript has 2 exons. The coding region runs from base 51 to 590 and encodes 179 amino acids. The record is from RefSeq and is a predicted model, not a curated record.